This is a messenger RNA of Medicago truncatula (barrel medic), 669 nucleotides long. Its product is annotated as ras-related protein RABA4d. The record is from RefSeq and is a predicted model, not a curated record. Bases 1 to 669 code for a protein of 222 amino acids. Lineage: Eukaryota; Viridiplantae; Streptophyta; Magnoliopsida; Fabales; Fabaceae. Gene Ontology annotation, molecular function: GTPase activity; GTP binding. The transcript is spliced from 2 exons.
AUGUCUAAUUUGUACGGUGAUUAUAACACAAAGAUCGAUUAUGUAUUCAAGGUUGUAUUGAUUGGUGAUUCUGCAGUUGGAAAAACUCAAUUACUCGGUCGUUUUGCAAGGAACGAAUUUAAAGUUGAUUCUAAAGCCACAAUUGGUGUUGAAUUUCAAACAAAAACUUUGAUUAUUGAUAAUAAAACCGUUAAAGCUCAGAUAUGGGAUACGGCAGGUCAAGAAAGGUACAGGGCAGUUACUAGUGCAUACUAUCGAGGUGCAGUUGGGGCAAUGUUAGUUUACGACAUGACAAAACGUCAAUCAUUCGAUCACAUGGCCAGAUGGUUAGAAGAAUUGAGAAGUCAUGCCGAUAAAAACAUCGUGAUCAUGUUAAUUGGAAACAAAUGCGAUCUUUCUUAUCUUAGAGCAGUUCCAAUGGAAGACGCAGAAGAGUUUGCGCAAAGAGAGAACCUCUUCUUUAUGGAAACAUCAGCGCUUGAAGCCACCAAUGUCGAAACUUGUUUUUUAACGAUUUUAACCGAGAUAUACCGAAUAAAUGCAAAGAAACCACUUAGUUCCAAUGGUGAUGAUCAAAAUGGGACUUCAACACUUCUUAAGGGAAGUAGGAUAAUUGUUCCUAAUGAAAUAGAUGGUGGUGGAAAGAAGGGUUGUUGUUUUGCCUCUUAG